CAACAAUGAUCAUUGUGUAAGAUUAUGAAAUUAUCCUAGUUUUCUAUUCAUCAUUAUGUUUUACUAUACAUUUAAUUGUUUAUAUAUUUUCAUUAUAAUUUUUCAUAUAACAUUUAGUUUACCAUUGAAAAAUGUUAUAGAUGAUUCAAAUACUACUACAAAUGGUUAUGAUUAUAGAGUAUCUGGUAUUAAUAAUGAUGAUGAUUCUAAUUGGACAGUAAUUUCUCAUGAAGCACUUCAUGAAGCAUUAAAUUCUACAGAUGAUUCAUUGGAACAUGAUGAAGAACUAACAACAACAAUGUCAUCAUUAUCAUCAUCAUCAUCAUCAUCUAUGACGAUGACAACAGAAACAAUAACUUCAAUGUCUACAUUAGAAUCAGUAGAAAAUACUAAAAAUUCACAAAAAGAAUCAGUAAAACCAACAACAUCUCUUGUUACUAUCAUACCAGAGACAACAUCAUCAUUAUCGUCAUUUUCAACGAUACCAAUGGUAGAAACAACACGUAGCUCAUAAACAGUUAGCAAAUAAUACAAAUAUAUAUACAUAUAUAUAUAUGCAUGAGAUACUAUAUGAAGAUUCAAUGGGUAUAUUUUUCUUUCUAAAAAAAUAAACAAAAAACAAAGGUUAACAUGGAUUCAGAUGAGUAAUAUAUUCCCUGUAAUAUUAAUGUAAUUUUAUUUGAAUUAAAUUUUAUUAUACCGCUGGAAAA
Schistosoma margrebowiei is the source of this 710-nucleotide messenger RNA. Lineage: Eukaryota; Metazoa; Platyhelminthes; Trematoda; Strigeidida; Schistosomatidae. The record is from the annotation of a GenBank genome assembly.